Molecule: messenger RNA, 2236 nt
Organism: Lactuca saligna
Lineage: Eukaryota; Viridiplantae; Streptophyta; Magnoliopsida; Asterales; Asteraceae
Source: the annotation of a GenBank genome assembly
AUGGGUCGCGACCUAAAUGAAUAUCUCCUUCUUUUGCAACAACUGAAGUCUUACAGUAAUGUUCCAAAUGAGUUGAUAUAUUCCUUGCGGUCUUACACCACUUUAGUAUACGGGUCGGAUCUGCAAAACAGGUUCAGUGAACCUAUGCCAUGGAUUGGGAUAUAUAUCGCCUUAGCAUCUCUGUUUUGCGUCAUUGCAAUGGUGGCUGAUUUAUUACACGGAUUAAGGAACAGAAAGCUAUGGUUUCCUUGCAAAUAUUUCACACUGAAUGCUGCUUCUCUCUCUUUAAUAGCUAUUGCAAUGAAGCUACCUGUGGAUUUAAAUAACUCAAUGCCAGGUGAUGUCGACCAGGCUGCAAAGGUUGGAAGCAUGGGAUUUAUGUGCGCCAUGAUGUCUCAUUUAUUGCCUGCUCUAGCAACCUUGGACAGCAAGGAGCUUGUCACAAACAUCAUAGCUCUAAGUGUUCUGGUAAUCACCUUAGUUGUGAAUGUAUGCAUUCAAAUAGAAACGGGUGUUGUUUCCAGUACUGAUGUUCUGUACGUGUUAGCUUUAGCGAUUCUAAAGUCCAAACAGAUACUAGAAAUGAAAUACCAAGCAGCUCAUGAAACAGCUUUAAAAGACCAAGAGCUUCAACAACAAGGAAGAUUAGUUGUUGAUAAGAUAAAGCAGUAUGUGAGCAACUACUGGGUCAUGGCAGCUACAGGCAAUCCGGAGUUCUUCACAGCUUGUUCCGCUACAAGUUGUGCUUCUGGGAUCAUAUCUGCUAUAAGCACUGCUCUCCACGUUAUUGUUAUGGUUUCCAUUGUUGGGUCGCUAUGGGACUUUAGGUCGGAUUACCAGUGGUCAGCGUUGGUGAUUCUCAUAACCCAGUUAAUCGGAUCCUUGGUGGGUACUAUGGCCCCACUUUCUAGAUGUUUUGCAACCUUAAGUUUUAAGUUGUCCAUAAAAUGGAUUUGGAACAAUGUGAACGUCUUUAAAGUGGAGAGCUACUGGACUCAGACGUUAUCUGAUUGGAAAGAGAGUACGAUACCAUUCCUACCUUGUAGCCGCAAAUUCAAGAUUUUUGUCGAAAAUACGAAAGUCAUCGUCCUCAGCUUUUGUAUAGGAUUUCAGAAGACAGUAGUGGUAACAUGCAAGAUCAUAGGCCUCAUCCCAAUUUUCAUAGUGAUCUGUAUCUUUAAUUGUUCGUGCUGCUGGAAAUGGUUGAAAUCAAAGUUUAAUGCAUUCGGUAUCGUGUUAAUAAAAGAGCCUGAGCAACAUGAAACAAAUAAAAUUCUUAGCAAUUAUGUUUUGCAACUUCAAGAGGAUGCAGAGCUUGCUGAAAGAACGCUGAAAAGGAUUUCAUACUCUUUCGAACGCAUUGUAGAGAAGGCCGAGAAACAACCACCCUACAAUCUUAUGAAACUUCUAGAGGGAUAUAGAGGUUUUGGAAGAGCUGAAAAGUUUGAUAGCCAUCAUGUUCUAUCUUUGCUUUUAGAAGAGUCUCCCGAUUGCUGGAGCCUACUGUUGGUAACCCUGAUAACCAUAGCCAUCUCUCUUCCUAACAUAACAAAAGAUAGAGUUGAUUGUCUGCUAAGUGGUGUGAGUGAAGGUAUGGUAUAUGUCACAAUUGUGGAAGAAAGCCUCAAUGCUACUGACGACCAUGUGAUCUUUCAAAAGGCUGCUCAAACUUUGUGGUUAGAAGUUGAGAUCUACCAGAAAUGGUUAGGAAACAAGCUGCAAAAACCUGUUCCUCUAGCGAAUACAGCUGGACAGAUUCUUCUGUGGUUGAGGGAUACAGCUAUGAACAUGGUCACUCAGGUGGAAAGUAGCGACACUAAAGGCCAAAAUGACAGUUCCAAAUUCUGGUCUAUUUCUGCGAGUUCAAUGUAUCGUAUCACGGAAAUGAUCCUUCUUUCCAACCAUGCUAACAUUGAUAAGGUUAGCCAAGAGGAACUGUUUGAGCAAUUAUCAUCGAUGAUCGUGGACGUAUUGGUUGCUUGUCUCAUGAACUUACCGCAAGUCAUAGCAAUGAAAUGCCACUCGAGUGAAAUAGAGAAAAGGGAGGCAAGCGUCUAUGCUGCAGCCCAACUUCUAGGUGAGACUAUGCAAAUAAUCAACGCCAUUCAAGAUAGUGAACUUCCAAGCUUGAAUCUAGACGACUUAGUUAUUAUUGUUAACAAAUGGGGUGCUUAGUUAAAGCAUCCCUUUACUUAAAAAACCAUUUUUGUCGUGUAACCAAGUAAGUUGAUAAAGA